Penicillium coprophilum is the source of this 240-nucleotide messenger RNA. RefSeq names its product heavy-metal-associated domain-containing protein. The record is from RefSeq and is a predicted model, not a curated record. The transcript is spliced from 2 exons. Bases 1 to 240 code for a protein of 79 amino acids. Lineage: Eukaryota; Fungi; Ascomycota; Eurotiomycetes; Eurotiales; Aspergillaceae. Gene Ontology annotation, molecular function: metal ion binding.
AUGUCAAGUCAACAUUUUAUUUUCAAUGUCCAGAUGGGCUGCGGCGGCUGCUCCAGCACCAUUAAGGAAGCCGUUCAAGCCCUAGACGGUGUGCAGAAUUACUUUAUUUCCCUAGAAGAGCAGACUGUUUCAGUGGUGGCCGAACCUUCUCUCUCCUACGAAACCGUGCUGGAGGCGAUGAAGGCGAAGGGCAAGAACGUGCGCAGCGGGGAGGUAAACGGAGUCUCUCGGGCUGUUUAA